GAUGAGAAUGAUUCCCUAGGGAAUAAUCUGGAAGUCAACAUUGAAAGGCUACGGGCAUUAGAAGACGAGAUGAAAGAGCAUACUGUGAUAGCCAGAGAUCAGUUGGAGAUGAUGAAAAGGAAACUGGACUCUAAACUUCAGGAACUGCAAGAGCUUAAAAAUAAUCAAGAGACAGUCAUGAAGGAAAUCAGAGGCACUAAAGUGGAGUUAGAGAAUCACAUUUUAUCUGAAUUUGAGACCAUGCAACAGUUUUUGCACAUUAAGAAAAAUGCAGUGAUUCGCCAACUUGAAGCAGAAGAAUCGGAAAUUCUGAGAAAGCUGCACAGAAACAUGAUCGGCAUUACUGAAGACAUCACAGUUCUUGAGAAAGCAGAUUCUGACAUUCUGUCAUUGCUAAAUGAGGAGGAACCACUCACAUCCCCUCUGGAUCUAAGUGUCAUUAAGGAAACGACUUCAAAAAGCCAAAAGGUGAUGACAUGUAACUUCAGUCUGGGAGUGUACAAAGGCCCUCUUCAGUACAUGACAUGGAAAGAAAUGAUUUCUGUCAUCAAGCCAGUGGUGUCCAACAUUACCAUUGACCCCAAUACAGCACAUCCUGCCUUAAUCCUGUCCGAGGACAUGACCAGUGUGAGACAUGGUGGCAGUACCACACAGCAGCUGCCUGACUGCCCAGAGAGGUUUGAUCCAAGUUUCUGUGUGUUGGGAUCAGAGGGAUUUACUUCAGGAAGACAUUACUGGGAAGUAAAGGUGGGAAACAAGACUGCUUGGGAUCUUGGUGUAGCAAGAGAGUCAGUCAACAGGAAGGGGAGAAUCACUGCAGCACCUAAGUAUGGAGUGUGGGAGCUUUGGCUCAGAAACGAAGAGCAUUAUGCAGCCCUGGAUUUACCAUAUCAGAGUUUGAAGCCAAGUGUGAACCCUCAGAAUAUCGGUGUAUACCUGGAUUAUGAGGGUGGACAGUUGUCAUUUUAUAAUGCUGAUAACAUGUCCCACCUGUACACCUUCACAGACACUUUCACUGAGAAAUUGUUUCCUUUCUUCAACCCUUGUUUUAAUGCUGAAAAUGAAAAUGCAGAACCCCUACAGGUGUUCCAUCUGAAGCUAUAGCCAGCUGGUGUCAACACGGUUAACUGGCAUUUCUUUUAUUUUUUUGUAUUACUUUUCCUGACAGUGUAGAGAAUGGUUUGAAACAGGUGAGCAUUAUUUUAAAAAGGUACACAGAUGGUAAACAGUUGGUGUUGCCAAAAUAAGUUAACGUAAAAUUCAGUAUAAGAUGUCUGUUUGUAUUUUUUAUGUGAAAUGGAAACUUCAAAUGCAGGUAAUUUUAUUAAAAGCAGUAAUCAAUUCAUGCUUUUUAAAUAUGUGUUCUGUAAAUAGUAUCAGUUUGCUUUGAUCAGGACAUGUGUUUCCUGAGCUUUAUGAUUAUGUAAUUUAUAAACAAUUAUGUUUUUUUUUUUUUUUUGCAUUACAUAAAUAUAAAGCAGUGUUAAAAUAGAACUGUAGCAAAUGAUUCAGUGCACAGAGUGCCUUAUUUUAGUGGUGUAUGUUAAGUCUGUUCACUUUAUAGUACAGGAGAAUAAAGGACCUUAGUUUAGUGUA
This is a messenger RNA of Protopterus annectens (West African lungfish), 1596 nucleotides long. RefSeq names its product zinc-binding protein A33-like. The record is from RefSeq and is a predicted model, not a curated record. NCBI's taxonomy places the organism in Eukaryota, Metazoa, Chordata, Ceratodontiformes, Protopteridae. Gene Ontology annotation, molecular function: protein binding.